Molecule: messenger RNA, 3357 nt
Organism: Closterium sp. Naga37s-1
Lineage: Eukaryota; Viridiplantae; Streptophyta; Zygnematophyceae; Desmidiales; Closteriaceae
Source: the annotation of a GenBank genome assembly
AUGGGCGGGACGGGCGUGCUGGCGGUGCUCAUCUCGCUCUACGUGCUCGUGGAGGCCGCCAGGGUGCUGGCCAGCGUGUGGAUCAGCGUGUGGACGGGGAGUGUUUCUCAGGAGGAGGGUGGUGGGCAUGGGUCGCUGUAUUUUGUGGCGGUCUAUUCACUCAUCUCGCUGGGCCAAGUGCUGCUCACCUUCGCCAACCAGUACUUCCUCGUGUUUUCCUCCCAGAGAGCGGCUCGGCGCCUGCAUGAUGCCAUGCUGGCGGCCAUUCUCCGCGCUCCCAUGUCCUUCUUUCACACCAACCCCGUGGGACGUCUGAUCAACCGCUUCACCAAGGAUACAGCCGACAUCGAUAAAAACCUCGCGCAGUACACGUCGCUGUGCCUGGGCGGCAUCUUCCAGCUGCUCUCCACCUUCGCCCUCAUCGGCGUUCUCAACACCGUCGCCCUCUGGGCCAUCGUGCCGCUGCUGCUCCUCUUCUACGUCGUCUACCUCUACUUCCAGAGCACUGCCCGGGAGGUGAAGCGCUGGGACUCCGUCACGCGCUCUCCCGUCUACUCCCAGUUCGCGGAGGCACUGAACGGGCUGGCGACCAUCAGGGCGUACGGGGCAGCGCAGCGCAUGGCGGCCAUGAACGGGCACCACCCACCACACCACCCCGCACCCAUAAGGGCGCACGGGACAGCACAGCGCAUGGCGGCCAUGAACGGGCACCACCCACCACCCCGCACCCAUAAGGGCGCACGGGGCAGCACAGCGCAUGGCGGGGAUCAAUGGGCGCCACCUCAUCCCCCCCUUCCUCCCCCCACUCCUCCCCCAUCCAACUCUCAGUUUGCGGAGGCACUGAACGGGCUGGCGACCAUCAGGGCGUACAGGGCAGCGCAGCGCAUGGCGGGGAUGAACGGUCAUGCCGUGGACCGCAACACGCGCUUCACACUCGUCAGCAUGAGCGCCAACCGCUGGCUCGCCAUCCGCCUCGAGUUCCUGGGGGGGCUCAUGAUAUUUGGGUCCCGUCCCGUGAUCGCUGGUUGUUACUGGACGUGCUGCAGAGGGCAUUACCCCUUCUGGGCAGGCGACCAGGCAGUACCGGUGGUGGCAGUCGUGUCGUGGGGCUCAUUCUGUCUUUCCAAAUCACACUCCUCCUCCCACCCCGCCCUCGCACCAGCCACGGCCGUAUUCGCAGUGAUGGACGUGCAGAGGGCGGGCGACCAGGCAGCACUGGCGCCAGUGAUGGCCACGGCGGUAUUUGCAGUGAUGGACGUGCAGAGGGCGGGCGACCAGGCAGCACUGGCGCCAGUCAUGGGACUCAUUCUGGUGUAUGCGCUGCAAAUCACAGCCAUGAUGACCAUGGUGCUGCGCCUGCUCUCCCUCGCUGGUAAGCCUUUGCUCCCUGGUGAUGAAACAUCUUUCAAUGCGGUGGAGCGGGUGGGCAGUUACGCUGACAUCCCCGCCGAGGCGCCGGCCAUCAUUCCGAGCCACCGCCCGCCGCCCGGGUGGCCGCAGCAGGGGGAGGUGUUAUUUGAGGACGUGGUGAUGCGGUACAGGCCGGACCUGCUGCCCGUGCUGAGAGGGCUCAGUGCCCUGGUGCAAGGAGGAGAGAAGGUCGGCGUGGUGGGGCGCACUGGCGCAGGCAAGUCGUCGCUGUUCAACUCGCUCUUCCGAUUGGCCGAGAUUGAGAGCGGGCACAUCUGCAUCGACGGUCAGGAUCUGAAGCUGUUUGGAGUGACGGACGUGCGCCGUGCGCUCAUGAUCAUCCCCCAAACGCCUGUGCUUUUUACUGGCACGCUGCGGUUCAACCUGGAUCCGUUCAGCGAGCGCAGUGACGGCGAGGUGUGGGAGGCACUGGGCAGGGCGCACCUGAGGGAGGUGGUAUCUCGCAUGCCGCUGGGGCUGGACACAGAGGUGGCAGAGGGAGGAAAUAAUUCCAGUGUAGCAGAGGGGGGGGAGAACUUCAGCGUGGGGCAGAGGCAGCUGAUCAGCCUUGCGUGGGCCCUGGUGGUUGGGUUUGGAAUGGCUAGGGUUGAUAAAUCCCUCCUGGCACGGGCGCUGCUCAAGGAGUCUCGCAUUCUGGUGCUGCCCUUCCCCCAGUCCGACCUGACCCCCAUAAUCCUCUGCUUUCUCCUGCCACACAUGCAGGUAGCAGAGGGAGGGGAGAACUUCAGCGUGGCAGAGGGGGGGGAGAACUUCAGCGUGGCGGAGGGAGGGGAGAACUUCAGCGUGGGGCAGAGGCAGCUGAUCAGUCUUGCCCGGGCGCUGCUCAAGGAGUCGCGCAUUCUGGUGCUGGAUGAAGCGACGGCAGCCGUUGAUGUGGGCACGGAUGCGCUGAUCCAACGGACGGUGCGCGAAGAGUUCAAGGGGCGCACCAUGCUGACCAUCGCCCACCGGCUCAACACCAUCAUGGAUAGCGACCGCAUCCUGGUCAUGGAUGCUGGCAUGUACGACACGCCAGCCAACCUGGUGUUAAACGAAACCAGCACAUUUGCAGCCAUGGUGCGCCACACGGGCCCUCAGACCGCCAAAUACUCACACUCGUCUCCUCUUCUUCAUCCCACCCAGGCCCUUGAGUACGACACGCCAGCCAACAUGGUGUUGAACGAGGCCAGUGUGUUUGCAGCAAUGGUGUGCAGCACGGGCCCUCAGACUGCCAAGUAUCUGCGCAGUGUGGCACUGGGGGAGGUGGCGCUAGCAGACGAGCUUGCCGGCCGGGCGGCGGCGCAGGAGAAGCAGAUGGCGCGCGAGGCGGCCAAGUGGCGGUGGGCCACUGCCGCCCAGUGGGCUCUGGCUCUCACACUCACGUCUUCCCAGAGAGACCUGCAGGCCAUGUGCAACAACAGCGAAGGGGAGGAGGGGGAAAGCGAUGCACAGCAGCCAAUCUUUCAGAGAGGCGUGCUAGAAGAGACAAGGGAUGCCGCCCAGGUGCUGCAGGCGGUGCUGUCCGGGCAGUGCAGCGAGGAGAUCUCGUCAGCGCUGACGAGGCGACAGCUGUCGGAAGACAAGUGGUGGACGGCUGUCAGCCGCGUGGUGCAGGGCCUAGCCCUCAUGGCGAAGCAAGUGCAGGCGAAGCUCGAGGUGAACUGCCUGGCCCUCAUGGCGAAGCAGGUGCAGGCGAAGCUCGAGGCGGACGGCAGUCUGAGAGACUCCGCCAGCUCAGCAGGGGCGGCGGCGGGCGGCAGGUGGGCGCAGCUGGCGGCAACGGGGGAGGAGAUGGCGGGCGGCAGAGUGCCCGGUGGUGGCACAUGGGUGUGCCUGCCUGGUAGCUACUGGGGAGGAGACGGCGGGAGCAAGGAAGGUGUUACUGGGAGGAGGGAGGGGUUGCUGCACUGUGCAUGGGGGCAGAGUGGUGUGUGUGAGUCGAGUUAG